This is a messenger RNA of Xiphophorus hellerii (green swordtail), 1307 nucleotides long. RefSeq names its product odorant receptor 131-2-like. Lineage: Eukaryota; Metazoa; Chordata; Actinopteri; Cyprinodontiformes; Poeciliidae. Gene Ontology annotation, molecular function: odorant binding; olfactory receptor activity; G protein-coupled receptor activity. Gene Ontology annotation, biological process: detection of chemical stimulus involved in sensory perception of smell; G protein-coupled receptor signaling pathway. The record is from RefSeq and is a predicted model, not a curated record. The transcript has 4 exons. The coding region runs from base 111 to 989 and encodes 292 amino acids. Gene Ontology annotation, cellular component: membrane.
UGCAACUGGCUCUUCUCUUGAGUAACAGCACAUCAACAGAGACAGGGGUCAGUGUGGAUCUACCUAAAGAGAGUUUCUCCAAUGCUUUAGCUAAGAACAUUGUUGCCGUUAUGGUGUGGCUGGCCCUCAGUGUCAUCAACAGCAGCAUGGUGUACACCUUUCUACAACACAGUGUCUUUUAUGAGAACUCCCGGUACAUCAUGUUCAUCUGCAUGGUGGUCAAUGAUGCUCUGCAGCUUACGCUGGUAACAACUCUCUAUGUGGUCAGCUAUGUCUUCAGGAAGAUCCAAGUCUCCAUCUGUUGUCUUCUGAUAAUGACGGCAGUCUUCACCACCCGCUCCACCCCUCUCAUCUUGGCCGGGAUGGCGGUAGAGCGCUUCAUCGCCAUCUGCUUGCCGCUACACUACAGCCACAUGUGCACAGUGCCCCGCACCAUCUUCCUCAUCGGUGUCAUCCUCAUCCUCACUGCCACCCCUCCGAUCACUGACCUCCUCAUCACCAUAAUCAAGGAGCCUCCAAAGUUCUUCCACAGGGCCAUAUUUUGUGACCACUCCUUUCUCUUCUCUGAUCCUUCCAUCUAUUACAAGAACUGUGUGUUUGAUGGGGUAUAUCUCUCCUUCGUGGCGCUCACGCUGCUCUACACCUACUGUAAGAUCAUGCUGACAGCGCAGGCUGCCUCCACCAGCCUGGCGUCAGUGAGGAGAGCCAGGAACACUGUGCUGCUUCAUGGAGUGCAGCUGCUGUUGUGCAUGUUGACCUUCAUGGUUCCCUCCCUCCAGGCUGCUCUCAUCUCCCUGUUCCCCCAGCUCAUCCUGGAGAUCCGCUACGUUUUUUUCUUGCUCGUCUACAUCAUCCCUCGCUUCAUGAGCCCAGUUAUCUAUGGGUUCCGGGACGAGCUUUUCAGGAAGUACUGGACCCAGUAUCUGUCCUGGCCCAGACAAAGGAUCAGUGGGGUCAGACCUGGAGCCUUAAAAGACACCUGCAUAUGAAAUGAAGUCCUGUAGGAGGCAUGAAGCCCACCAUUUAAUCAGUGAAUUAUGAUGUGACUUCAGGAUUUAAGACAAAUUUGUCUGUUUGUUUCAAAUUUCUGACUUUUAUGACUUUUUGAACUGCUGGUUGGACAUAAUCAAAAAUGUCAAUCAAAUUCUCAGAAUACAGACUUAAAAUCAGCAAAUUCAGAGAAUGAUUAAAAUGUACAAUUUGUGGCAUUAAUAUGACAUUCUAAAAAUCAAAGCUACUAUUCAUUACAAACAUGACCACUAGGGAAGCAGCAGGGAAUAAUUACAACGCCAAACUCUAAGGCAAUU